AUGAGAAAAAGGAAUUCUUUAGAGGACUCAGUUUUUAAUUUUGAAAGUCAGAACAGCUUCCGAAAAUCAAGUAAUGGCACCCCAGUCAGCCCUACAGAGAGUGUCGGAUCAGUGUUUAUAAGUUCAGAUGGAGAAAAUGGAACAGAUGAAAAAAGGAAGGUGGGAAAAUCACCUACUGUGUUGCCCCAAACCCCAGCCAGUGAAAUGGAAUAUUUUGAUGACCGGAAAAAAGUGGACAUUGCUAGAACAAAGAGCAGCACAGAUAGUCCACUCCUGACAAUGGAUAUCAAGAGUGACUCCAAGAUUGAAAGGAAAAAACGUGCCUCAAAUCAGCUGAAGGCAAAUGCACACUUUCAUAAGCUGUUUCUAGAUGUUCCCAUUGAUGAGCCACUGAAACAAAGUUUUACCUGUGCUCUGCAGAAGGAGAUUCUGUAUCAAGGAAAGUUAUUUCUUUCUGAAAACUGGAUUUGCUUUCAUUCCAAGGUUUUUGGUAAAGACACUAAGAUAAGUAUACCUGUGCUCUCAGUGACACUUCUGAAGAAAACCAAAACUGCUCUUCUUGUGCCAAAUGCUCUGAUCAUAGCAACAGUCACAGACAGGUACAUGUUUGUCUCCUUACUCUCCAGAGAUACCACCUACAAGCUAUUAAAAUCUAUCUGUAGACAUCUUGAGGAUACAGGCAUGGGCAACAGUCCAAAUCCCUCUUCUGCAGAAAACAGUUUCAGGGCUGAUCGUCCUACAAGUCUGCCCUUGGAUUUCAAUGAAGACUAUUCUGAUCUGGAUGGAAUAGUGCAGCAGCGGAGACAAGACAUGGAAGAGUCCAGCAGCACAGGUUCACAGACCCCAGAGCUAGAAUGCUUCCAAGAUUACCAUGUCGUUGAGACAGAGACUCACUUGAAAGUUUCCAAGGCUGAGGCAAAGUCUGUCCGUUCAGAUACACACAGUCAGCGCGGACCUGACGGAAAAGCCCAAAAUAGUCCUCAAGAUGGCCAUUCUGAAGCCUUCAGGUUCCUACACAAAGUGAAGUCACAGAAGCUCUUAUCUCUGAACCAUAUACUUGUAUUUUAUGCAAUUCUUGUUUGUGUAUUAAUAUUUUCUACCUUCUACAUGAGAUAUAAAAUCAGUGUCCUGGAGGAACGUCUUAUUUCCAUCACGUCUUUUGAUUCACAUAUCAAGGAACAUCCAGUGCACCAAGGUUUGGGAUCUCAUCUGCAAAUUAAUGCUGAUGCCCUUUGUGAUGAGUUAGCUGCUAAUCUUAUAAAAUUGGAAAAGAUACAGAACAACUUACAAAAACUACUAGAAGAUAGUGAAUGA
Messenger RNA from Chaetura pelagica (chimney swift), 1314 nucleotides. RefSeq names its product GRAM domain containing 3 (gene GRAMD2B). NCBI's taxonomy places the organism in Eukaryota, Metazoa, Chordata, Aves, Apodiformes, Apodidae. The transcript is spliced from 14 exons. The record is from RefSeq and is a predicted model, not a curated record. The coding region runs from base 1 to 1314 and encodes 437 amino acids.